Tupaia belangeri chinensis (Chinese tree shrew) is the source of this 926-nucleotide messenger RNA. It is a transcript of the gene KCTD14, whose product is annotated as potassium channel tetramerization domain containing 14. NCBI's taxonomy places the organism in Eukaryota, Metazoa, Chordata, Mammalia, Scandentia, Tupaiidae. The record is from RefSeq and is a predicted model, not a curated record. The transcript is spliced from 2 exons. Gene Ontology annotation, biological process: protein homooligomerization. The coding region runs from base 77 to 799 and encodes 240 amino acids.
UGGGCAGCCAGGUGCACUUCCGCUGGCCGCAGUUACCUGCCCGGGGCAGGCCGCGCAGUGACAGUCACAGGCUGGGAUGAUGGACCUGGCCUCACCCGCGCCCGGGUCCCCAAGGCCUGGCCUGCUGAGGGUAUCCACUGUUGUGGAGUUGAACGUGGGGGGUGAUGUCUACGUGACCACCGUGGGCACCCUGAAAAAAAUCCCGGGUACCAUAUUGGCCAAUAUGGUCUCCGGCUCGUCCAAGGUUUACACGGACCGGAAGGGUCGCUUCUUUAUCGAUCGCCCCGGCACCUACUUUGGGCCCAUCCUGGACUACCUGCGCAACGGACAGCUGCCCACAGCGCACAUUCCCGAGGUGUACCGCGAGGCUCAGUUCUACAACAUCAAUCCUCUGGUCAAGCUCCUGGAAGACACGCCGCAGAUCUUUGGCGAGCAGGUGGCGCGGAAGCAGUUUACGCUGCGAGUGCCGGGCUAUAGCGAAAGCUUGGAGCUGCUGGUGCGCUUGGCGCGAGCGGAAGCAGUGGCGGCGCGCAGUUCCAGCGUGGUGGUAUGCGCGGUGCGCACCGAUGAGGACGACGCGCGGUGCGCAGAGCUCCUGCAUACCCUGGAGGCUGGAAAGACAUCGGUGGUCAAGUUCGGGCCCUGGAAGGCUCCCCCGAAAGUCCAGGAUCUCAUGGACUGCGUGAAGAUGGACAUUGAGGCUCAGGGGUACAAGGUACAUUAUGAUCGCUACGAAGAGAAGGUGAUCUGGGGCAAGGCCAGCACCUGCUUCUUCACCUUCACCUUCACUUGGUGGUGAUCCCCAUGAGGACUGUUAUGGGCUUACUGGGGGCUCACAAAACGCAAAGUUUCCAUCAAAAGCUAUUGGCCUUAAUUUCAAAAAUAAACAUCAAUUUCCAAGACUGGUCUAAAGCCUUACCCCCAAA